AGAGAGCCGCACAAGCAGCUAGAGACAAGGGUCUCCGUGAAGAAGUUCUCCGGAGAUUUGCAGAUUUUGAGGGAGACAAAAUUCCCAAGUCCUUAGGAAAUGCAGGUCCUUGUUUACUAGACAAACAUUUCUUUUCCCAAAUUUACUUGCUACGAAGCUAUGGGAGGUGGUAAUGCCAUCGAAAUGAACAGAGUAAGGGUGACUGAAGUGUGUGUGUUGAGUGUGUGUGUGUGUGUGUGUGUGUGUUUAAAGUACACACCUACUUGAAUUUUUUUUAUCUUUUCUUUGAGAUCCAACUGUUUAUCAGCUCUUGUCCUUUAAUGUGUCCUUUAUAAUUUUUUUUCUUUCCCCAAUCCACAAGGAUAAUACGAAAAGGUCAUAGACACCAGUGCUCCAAGACAGACUAAAAUGUUAAACGAGCCCGCAUUUUUAAGAACCUAAGACCCGCACUCUCUACAUAAUAAUUUAGAGGGUGACCCAGGGCUGCUCGGCUUUCCAACCUUCAGGCUUCCCGUGUCUGUUCCCAUUUCCUAUAAGCACACCGUGAACAUGGCUCUAUUUAAGAAGUUGGCAGAAAUAAAGCGGAUGUGCAUUGGGGAAAGAUUUUUUUUAAAGUCUCCCUCUAGUUUGCUGUGUAGGAGGCGGAGUUUAAUCGGUUAAAACAUUGGUCUGACUAGCGGAUCGGAGUGGAUAUACGAAGUGAGUUGUGAGAAUGUAAAGAUGCCUGUCUAAAAGGAUAGGAGGGCGGGGACCUAGAGGAAGGAGGCACUCUGGGCUGGGGAAGUGUUGGGUGGUGGUGGGGGUUAGCGUGGGAGGAAGGGAGACUCGCUGUCUGAGCCAAACAUAGAGGAAUAAAGAAAGAGAGGUGAGAAAGGAAAGGGGAAAGGAGGGGAAAGGAAGAAGGAGGCUGAAAAAAAGAAAAAGCCGAGACUGGCCAAGUCCAGAGAGAGAGGGAGAGAAGGAACUAGGAGAUGAGGGUCACACAGUGACCUGGGAGCUUGGGGUUUCUGGAAUGCGAGACUUCUGAGAUUCAAGACUGAUUGCUAGUCGGCAGAGUCCGGCUCCCGCAGCUAGCUGGGACGCGACCAAGUGAAAUGGGCAGCGUGAGACAGAUGUUCCAGCCACCUCUCCAUCACUCAGAGAUUUGGAAGCUGCUCCCAGGCCAACUACAAUUUCCUAGCUGGAGCCUCUGAGUGCUCGGGACCCGCGGGAGCCAAGCAAGAGAGCGCGCCUGGAAGCUGCUCCUCUCAGAUGCCUUCUCCAGAGCAGUAAGAACUUCCCGCUCCAGUCCCUGGAUCCCCUCCCUCUGAAAUUCCCCAGCAAAGAAGGAAGACCCUAGGGGGAGGGGCGAGGGAGAUCCCCUUGCUGCUCUUUCCCCCUCCCUUCCCCCACCCCACCGGGCGCGCAGGCAGGCAUGGAUAUGUUCAGUCUUGGCCAGGGCAACAACACCACAUCGUUCCAGGAGCCCUUCGGGACAGGCGGCAACGUUACUGGCAUCUCCGACGUGACCUUCAGCUACCAAGUGAUCACCUCUUUGCUUCUGGGCACGCUCAUUUUCUGCGCGGUGCUCGGCAAUGCCUGCGUGGUGGCUGCCAUCGCCCUGGAGCGCUCCCUCCAGAAUGUGGCCAACUAUCUCAUCGGCUCCUUGGCGGUCACCGACCUCAUGGUGUCAGUGCUGGUGCUGCCCAUGGCUGCUCUGUACCAGGUGCUCAACAAGUGGACUCUGGGGCAGGUCACCUGCGACCUGUUUAUCGCCCUGGAUGUGCUGUGCUGCACCUCGUCCAUCCUGCACCUGUGCGCCAUCGCGCUAGACAGGUACUGGGCGAUCACCGACCCUAUAGACUACGUGAACAAGAGGACGCCCCGGCGCGCCGCUGCGCUGAUCUCGCUCACUUGGCUCAUUGGCUUUCUCAUCUCCAUCCCGCCCAUGCUGGGCUGGCGCACCCCGGAAGACCGCUCGGACCCCGACGCGUGCACCAUCAGCAAGGACCAUGGCUACACCAUCUACUCCACUUUCGGCGCUUUCUAUAUCCCUCUGCUGCUCAUGCUGGUUCUCUAUGGGCGCAUCUUCCGAGCCGCGCGCUUCCGAAUCCGCAAAACUGUUAAGAAGGUGGAAAAGAAGGGAGCGGGCACCAGCCUCGGCACGUCGUCGGCCCCGCCCCCCAAGAAGAGCCUGAACGGACAGCCAGGUAGUGGGUACUGGAGGCGCAGCGCUGAGAACAGGGCUGUGGGGGCUUCGUGCGCUAAUGGCGCGGUGAGGCAGGGUGACGAGGAUGCCACCCUGGAGGUGAUCGAGGUGCACCGGGUGGGUAACUCCAAAGAGCACCUGCCACUGCCCAGUGAGUCGGGGGCUACCUCCUAUGCCUCCGCCUGCUUGGAGAGAAAAAACGAGCGGAAUGCUGAGGCAAAGCGCAAGAUGGCCCUGGCCCGUGAGAGGAAGACAGUGAAGACGCUGGGCAUCAUCAUGGGCACUUUCAUCCUCUGCUGGCUGCCCUUUUUCAUUGUGGCUCUGGUCUUGCCUUUCUGUGAGAGCAGUUGCCACAUGCCUGCGUUGUUGGGUGCCAUAAUCAACUGGCUGGGCUACUCCAAUUCCUUGCUCAACCCAGUUAUUUAUGCUUAUUUCAACAAGGACUUUCAAAACGCGUUUAAGAAGAUCAUCAAAUGCAAGUUCUGCCGCCGAUGAUGAUGAUGACGACGACGAUGAUGAUGGUGUUGGUGGAGAAGGAGGAAGAGGGGCAGGACUGUAGGCAUUACAGGACCCUCCCCAUCCACUCAGCAUCCCAGCCCUGGAAGCAACACCUAAGAUAACUUGCUUUUCCUGUGACAUGCAGCUUCACGGCCCAUGCUUUCAGAUCUUGCUCUCUCUAUCCCAUUUCAAGGGGACAGUACACUUAGCAGAAACCCUAGAAACCGCCUAGAGUCUGUGGGAAAAGUUAUUGGCUCGGUCUUUGGCCCUAGGAUCGGUUUUAAUAGUUGCAAUAACCUCUUCUUUUCGAAAUUGAACCUCAGUGGUUCAAGGCAGAACAUCUAAACAGCAAAUAUAAACUGCACUGCACAGACAUCUCCCACAAGAACUGCUACCCCUCUGCCCUGCUUCUGGAACUUUGAAGUUCAAGACUUUGCGUUGUCUGCCCCUACUCCUUGCUUUAGAAACAUCUACUCCCCUCCGGGUGUCCACCCUCUUGGUUGAGUCUGGUUCCUAUGCACUCACUGCUUCUCUGAAAAAGCAGUUGGGACUACUUUGGCCUAUGGUGCCCGGGGAAUGCCUGCCUUGCUGCGUAGCAAAUACCCCCCUCCCCGCCCUCGUGCAUAGAGCCCACUUUCUGCGUUUUCUUGAACUCAAAAUCAAGUGGCAAAGGUGUCUGUUGGAGUCGACUUUUAAGCACAAGGUCUGGCCAGUGGGGAAGAGCCAGGAAGGCUUCUGGAUGGUUUCUCUUUUUGGUGUCAGCCGCUCACCAAAGAAACUGACCGUCAGACUAUUUGGAAGGCUGACUUUUAUUUGUAUACUUUGCUGGCGUUUCUGUAAGUUCUGGCAGGGCCACAUGUCUACUGCAGGAGGCGCCCACUGCUGCCUAGGGAGGGCGAACUGGGGACGCUGAGAUGCCAUCCUGCCAGGGAUGGCGCGCCCCACUUUCCCCUUGGUUUCUGACGGGGAGCUCUGUUAGAGCGCUCCGGGUUUGCAGCAUCCAGGUUCCUCUGCCUCACCUCGCCUACAGAGUCCAGGAGCUGGUAGAGAAGUUAGAGUUCUUUCAAGAGGGAGGAGGUCUUGCACCAAUAGCCAGAGACAUAGAAACCUCUCAAGAGCGUGGGUGUGGGGCACAUAAAGACAGGCAGAGAGCAAAAAGGCUCCUAAGUGCUUCCAACUCCCGCAGCCGCGUGUCCUGAGAAACCCGAAAAGGCAAUUUUAACCAUAGGAUGCAAUUUUUUUUUUCAAUCCAUCCCUUGCCCCUUUCGAUGGCAGAAUAGCUUUGUUUAGCGUAUCCCAAUAAUGCCUAGAUUCAUUCUCCCAGACAUCCCGGGGCGCGCACAAAAUUAUCAGAAUCCUGGGCUCACAUUUGAAGGGCGUCGACAUCUCGCGAUUGCCUAGUAGUUUGAUCUCAGAAAUGAUACCUAAAGAAGUGGAGACCUCAGAGGAGGACCGGUUAGAGGGCGCUCCUCGUGGAGUCUCAGAAUCUAGAGGAUUAAUUUUUCCCUGGCUCUUCUACUCCAGAGUUCUGCGGGGGGAAAACUGGUUUUGUGUCCUUUCAAUGUGCAAAGCGUUUUUUUUGCUUAGGCAUUCUCUCCCUGCCGUUAUUUUUGCUGCCCCUUACCCCAAAGGAAAAUUAUUUUGGUGCUUAGUUUGAAUGUACAUUCCCAGCUAAGUGAGCGGGAAUCUAGAGGUUUGUGUUACAACGUCUGAACUUCGAAUUUUCUGUUGAGUAAUGGUUUCAUUUUCCAGUAAUUACAGAGUUUUCUCACUAUCCACCCCCCCCUUUCAGUUGUAUCUUUCUGAUGUCUGCACCUGCUGUUUUGAAAACCCUGUUGCAUGUUUUCAUUGCCAAAGAUGUCAGUGAGAUGUCCCCCUUGUGUUUAUAAAUAGGGUGAAAGGACAGAGGGGUCACAUGAAGCCGUGGUUUUGUUGGUCAAACUGAACGAAGCUUCUAUUUGGUGUCUUUUGCUCUGUUCUAAAAUCGGAGUGAGUAUCCCAUUGUAAAAGAGCCAUUUCAGACCUUAAGCCUGCUGGAUUCUGCAUGUGAGAGGCUCAUGGGGGGCUCUGUGAAGACAAGUCACAAGGGGCUUCUCUAGCACAAAACAGUGCUUGUUUGCAAAUUAAAACUUUUUUUUUGCUCACCAAAAUUGAGUAGAACUAUAUGACUAAACAAUUUUUUCCUGUAUAGUUCACUAUUUGUAGAACAGAUUCUUUAUUUGAAGCAAAUUAACCCCCAAAUUUCAGAUGUUAUAGCAGAAACCAAGACUUUUAACUUCUAGUUAUUUGUAUUUUUUUUUAUUUUUUCCCCAUAGGAAUGUUUAGCUAUGAUGGGGUGGGGCGGCAUUGGCUCCUGCUAUUUUGAGGAAGAGACUUUAAACAAGACUGGAAAGGGGGCACCCACUUGGAAUAUAAUUUCCAAUUAAUAGAGAAAUAAGUGCAGCAUGCUGCACAGCUUUAAAGAACCACAGAUGCUUGUUUUAUUUUAGAAUACUUGUACUAAGGUAAAAUAUUCAUGCGUACAAACUGGCCCUCAAUUUUCCUUGUGACAAUAAAGGACUUUAAGAAUGGCAAUGCUGUAAUAAA
This is a messenger RNA of Peromyscus maniculatus bairdii (prairie deer mouse), 5272 nucleotides long. RefSeq names its product 5-hydroxytryptamine receptor 1A (gene Htr1a). Gene Ontology annotation, cellular component: plasma membrane. Lineage: Eukaryota; Metazoa; Chordata; Mammalia; Rodentia; Cricetidae. Gene Ontology annotation, molecular function: G protein-coupled serotonin receptor activity. Gene Ontology annotation, biological process: regulation of behavior; regulation of vasoconstriction; positive regulation of MAPK cascade. The record is from RefSeq and is a predicted model, not a curated record.